Messenger RNA from Phragmites australis (common reed), 2939 nucleotides. RefSeq lists its product as uncharacterized. Lineage: Eukaryota; Viridiplantae; Streptophyta; Magnoliopsida; Poales; Poaceae. Gene Ontology annotation, molecular function: protein serine/threonine kinase activator activity; ATP binding; protein kinase activity. Gene Ontology annotation, biological process: protein phosphorylation. The record is from RefSeq and is a predicted model, not a curated record. The transcript is spliced from 22 exons. Bases 189 to 2399 code for a protein of 736 amino acids.
UCGUUCGAUAUCUCCUCGACUCUUCUCUGUUUUCUCUCUCUCUUUCUCUCUCUCUCUCCUCGCCGUCCACGCGACUGCGCGAGACACUGAUCAACGGCCGGGUGGCAGGCGGCGGCCGUGGGGGUGGGGCUAGCUCCGUCGAUCGCCCGGGGAUACGGCGCGGUGCUGCCUCCAGCGCGCGAGGGGACAUGGGGAGGAACGGGAGCUUCAGGCGCCCCGCGGGGGCGGGGGCGGCCGCGGCGCCGCCGGCGUUCACGGUGAAGCCGGGCGACUACCGGCUGGUGGAGGAGGUGGGGUACGGCGCUCACGCCGUCGUGUACCGCGCGGUCUUCGUCCCCAGGAACGAUGUUGUGGCGGUCAAGUGCCUGGAUCUCGAUCAGCUCAAUAACAACAUCGAUGAAAUACAAAGGGAGGCUCAAAUAAUGAGCUUGAUAGAUCACCCUAAUGUUAUCAGGGCUUAUUGCUCAUUUGUUGUGGAGCACAGCCUUUGGGUGGUAAUGCCAUUCAUGACAGAGGGUUCGUGUCUACACUUAAUGAAGAUUGCAUAUCCUGAUGGUUUUGAGGAGCCUGUCAUUGGCUCCAUUCUAAAGGAAACACUUAAGGCUCUGGAAUACCUUCACAGGCAAGGUCAAAUCCAUCGUGACGUCAAGGCUGGUAAUAUCCUUAUUGAUAGUGCUGGUGUAGUGAAGCUCGGGGACUUCGGUGUUUCUGCUUGCAUGUUUGAUAGAGGUGACAGGCAAAGAUCUAGGAAUACGUUUGUGGGAACACCAUGCUGGAUGGCUCCAGAAGUGCUCCAGCCUGGCACUGGAUAUAAUUUCAAAGCUGACAUAUGGUCCUUUGGAAUCACUGCACUUGAACUAGCGCAUGGCCAUGCUCCGUUUUCAAAAUACCCCCCGAUGAAGGUUCUUCUCAUGACCCUCCAGAAUGCACCACCUGGUCUUGACUAUGACCGUGACAGAAGAUUCUCAAAGUCAUUUAAAGAGAUGGUUGCAAUGUGCUUGGUCAAAGAUCAAACAAAGAGGCCAACAGCUGAGAAGCUGCUGAAGCAUUCAUUUUUCAAAAAUGCAAAGCCUCCAGAAUUGACUAUGAAGAGUAUCUUGACUGAUUUACCUCCUCUUGCGGACCGUGUAAAGGCUCUCCAGCUUAAAGAUGCAGCACAGUUGGCUUUGAAGAAAAUGCCUUCUUCUGAACAGGAGGCGCUCUCCCUGAGUGAAUACCAACGAGGUGUUAGUGCGUGGAACUUUGAUAUUGAGGAUCUCAAGGCUCAAGCAUCAUUGAUUCGUGAUGAUGAGCCACCAGAAAUAAAAGAAGAUGAUGACACUGCAAGAAACAUUGAAGUUGAAAAGAAUUCAUCUCCUAGGAACUAUUUGGGGAAGCUAUCAUCUGCAAACGAAAACAGCUCCAGGGAGCGAACCUCUUCCACCACAGUAAAUUCAGAUGGAAAAGGCCCUAUUACAAAUGAAGCUUUUGAUUUUGAUUUUAGCGAGGCCGAAUGUGAAAGGAGGGCUGAUGGAUAUGAAAACAACAGAACAGAGAAUGAUUCAUUGCCCUCUACUUCAAAGCAGGAUCCAGAGUCGAAUCACUGGACAAGUGAUGUUGGGCAGAGACAACAGAUUUCUGGUGGGAACAAUAGCUCAACAGCUGAAAAGGGCCAUGGUUUUGAGAGGGAUGCAGCUGUUCAAAUGAUAUCUGACAAACAAAGAAGUGAUACGAGAAAAACAUCAAAUCUUAGUGGUCCACUGUCACUCCCAACUCGUGCUUCUGCAAAUAGUCUGUCAGCUCCUAUUCGAUCUUCAGGAGGUUAUGUAGAUUCAUUAGGCAACAAGUCCAAACAAAAUGUGGUGGAGAUUAAAGGCCGCUUUUCCGUGACAUCUGAGAACGUCGAUCUUGCAAAGGUUCAGGAAGUUCCAGUCAGUAGUCUCUCCCGCAGAUCACCACAGGUUUCACUGCUAAGAAAAUCUGCUAGUGUUGGUGAUUGGUUGGUCAAUUCUAAGCCUAUGUGCAAUAGUAAUCAACUGAAGGAACUUUGCAAUAGCUCAGUAUCAUCGUCGAUUCUAAUUCCCCACCUUGAGAACCUUGUGCAGCAAACUAUGUUUCAGCAGGAUCUGAUCAUGAACCUACUAAGUAGCUUGCAACAGAAUGAGAAAGUUGAUGCACUGCCUGGAAUAUCUUCUCAAGUCGGAACUUUGGACAGUGAUAAAAUGGCUGAUACAGCUAAUUCUGAGAAGGAACGAUCAUUACUUGUUAAAAUAUCAGAAUUACAGUCUAGGAUGAUAACACUGACCGAUGAACUAAUUGCAGCAAAGGCUAAAUCAGUUCAGUUGCAGCAAGAGCUAAAUGCAUUGUACUGCCGAGAAGAAAUAGAAGACAUUAGGGAUGAGGACAACGAAGGAACAUAACAUGAGGAGGAUGAAUGCAAUAUGAAUUACCUACCUUGGCUUUUACAGUGAGGUUUGGUUAACUGCUUGUGCCAAGGAGUUUUAACAAGAUAAGGAAAUUGAUGAACCAUCUGCUCUUCUGAGUCAGGAAUAUGUGCCGGAUCCACAGAGACUGCUCUUACAGCUGCUCUAUGGAAUUUGUUCUUUGAAGGUUGUCGUGCCCUUGGCCUGCUGCCAUCAGUGUGUAUAUCAGUUUUUUCUUUUAAUUGCCUUUUUUUUGUUAGUUCAACGGGAUUUUGGUGGUCACAAGAUUGCGUCGUGGUGCAUUCUACUAUUUUGGCCAUACCUAUCAUUGAAAUAGCUGUGAUUAUGUAGAGUUUCUAGGGUACCCGUUGGUUCUCCAUGCAGAAUAGCAGAAGACUGCAUAAUAAAAUGUAUUUUUAUCUAUAGCGUUAGAAUGUAUAUUUUUAUUGGCAGAUUCGUUAAUACUUACAUUGCAUGGCUAUUUGCAAACAUCCAAACAGAGUUGUUUGCAUAUCUAAUAAAGAAUACCUGUACUCA